Messenger RNA from Phialemonium atrogriseum, 2264 nucleotides. RefSeq lists its product as uncharacterized. NCBI's taxonomy places the organism in Eukaryota, Fungi, Ascomycota, Sordariomycetes, Cephalothecales, Cephalothecaceae. The coding region runs from base 185 to 1765 and encodes 526 amino acids. The record is from RefSeq and is a predicted model, not a curated record. The transcript is spliced from 6 exons.
UCCCUUCACCUCAACCUAGAUAUUUUUUUCUUCCGAGUGCGCUAAGAGGAAGGUAUUAGCCCACUUUGGAUUGUUUGUUAGGAGCUGUUGUAUCCCCUGUGCACUCGCUCGCAGAUAUUGGGAAGAAACGCCUUUCCGGCUUGACCCCAACCUUUCUGACGAUUCCUACCCUAUCUAGGGUAAAAUGUCUGACAACCAUAGCGUUGACGCGAAAGGCAUUCGCAAAUUCCUCGAGCCGUUCGAGGAGGAUGUGUUUGAGAAAUACUUUGACACCAAGCGGUAUUAUAACGAGGAUCCGUCCCCGUCACACACAGACGAUUCCGAGACGUCGGCUCUCUUUACCGAGGGCGGCGCCACUUCAGUGACGGCGCCAACAAGCAUCGGGUCUCCUCCCGAAGGUCCGAGUGCGCCGCAGUGGGCUCGGGACGAGGACGUACAGCUUCCAAACGCAACUCACGUAGGGGAUAAUCACGCCCACUACCUCAUCCUUCCCACAUUUGAGUCAGCCACAGAAAUCCCCAGGCCGCCGACUUUGAUGUCCUUCGCCCCAAACACUCCAGCAAUAGCAACCCCGGGACCUCGGCCAUGGGAUCUAUUCCUCCCGCCCCGGCCCACUCGGAACCUCAGGGACCCGGAGGAGACCGCCAGGAUCCGGGAGCUGACCUCUUGUCGCCGCUGCAAGAUCCUCAAGACCGCAUGCCAGUCGCAGGAUAUUUGCGACCCCUGUAAGAGAUGGGACGACAAAAAUCAUGAGCGCCUCUGUAUCCGGAAGACCCUUGAGUCUACCCUAAUGGGCGCGAGUAUCCAGAGACGGUGGCUCAGUGCCUGGUUGGGGCAUCCUCGUCUCGGUGGCGCCGAUCCAGAACCGAGUGACCAGCUGUACAUCGAUGUGAUAUUCUCAGAAGCGGAUCCAAAGCCGCUUCGCGUGUACGUAUGCCCUUAUGUUCUCGGCCAGGGACAGUGUGUCUUAGGGGUUGCACCAAAUCGCUCUCCGUCUGCAGAAGAGCUCCAUGAAUGGGCUGCAUUCCAGCUCAAGAGGAGAGCUGAGGACGACUUUCGAGGCGUCAUUGAUUCGUUCCUCGUCCUCUAUGCGAGGUCCGGAUAUCCAGAGAAGAACCCCUUAGUUGAGAAUGUCGCCAAGAAUGUCGUGAAGAUGAGUGCUAUGUGGCAUAUCUUGAAUGCCAAGAUGCUGUAUUGCCGCCACGACCUGUUUCCCCCGAGGGUCAUUAUAGCCCCUGAGGCCGUCCAGGUUCAUAUCCAACGACUUGCGCAGCAGAUGAUGACUUCUCUUGAGCACAAAAUUUUGAGGAACAUUGACGAUCUCGUCCCGGACACAGCCAAGAACUUCGCAGACAGGCCGGUAAUUUGGAGCAUAUUAUGGGGUGUGAUCUUAAUCUACCGCCAGUCCUUGGACGAAUGCCAACGAGCUAAGGACAAGCCCAGCAGCUGGGAGACCUCGGAAGCUUGUCAGGACCGGGAAGACUUUAUAAAUGUCACGAGCCAGCUGUUGGAUUCCCUUAUCGUCACAUACUCGUCGCGUUUCAGGACCAGAGGUGUUCAAGACACCCUCAAUUCGUCGGACAAGACUUUCCCGCACCAGUUUGCAGUGCGAGAGGCGUUCGAAGCGGCCCGUAAAGUCAAGUCUCAAUUUUACGACCAAGUUAGCAAACGGGAGCAGGAUCAUGACAACCUCAUUAUGAAACAUGUCAUUGAGCCUGAAAGGCAGGUCAUGAAGAGAGGGUAUCGCAGAGCGAAGCCCCGAUAGACGCUAUAAAUGGUGUUGUGAUGGGGUGAUGAGAGGGGCGAGGGAUGGAUGAUGAGACGAACAUACUUUUUUUUCCAUAUUUUCUUCGGGGUAUUCCUUCCUCUUUUCUCUGUUUCUUCUCGCCAUCUGGGUUCAUUGCAUAUGCCUCGAGCCAGAGAGAUUGGAUAUUCGCUGGCGUUAGAGACCACUGGCAACAGAAAGCUUUGGCGGCUCACCUCGUGCGCAGAGCAGUAAUUUCAUUCUCCUACGAGUUCUGAGAGGCUUGGGCUUCUCUGGAUUUCCCCUUUAAGGUACGAGUCGAUAGAUUAUAUCCCGUGGCAUGGCGUCGCGAGAGCCAUCUUCUAGAAUCAUACCCUCGGCACCUCCUUGAUUUGGAUAACGGCGCUUUUACCGUUCUUCUUCUCGAGCUUUUGGGGCUUGCUUAUGUUCUUGAACAAGCCCUCCAAGCCAUUGAGGUCCAUCCCUUUGACCGCUUUGGAGCUGACAAAGACCACAAGGC